GGAGGAUAUUUCAAAGACAACUGCAGAAGAACCCAAGGAAGAAGUCACAAAGAUUACUGAGCAAGAAAAUGAUACAAGAGGGAAACUUGAAAUGAGACGCCAUGGUUUGGCUGGGAUCCCAGGACGCACAGGUAGAUCAGACACCAGGUGUUGGCGGGAUGACAUUUGUUCUCUUGCUGUCUCGAGGAUAGCAAGUUCCCAUCCAGGAAUGGCCAGGGAUCUAGGUCAAGAAUUGGUGGACUUGGCUCAGGUGAUGCUUGCUCCCCGAUACCCCAGCUGGAGCAUCUUCCAAGAGAUCUGUCCCUUUUUAAAGGGCUCAUCAGACUUGUAUCAGGAAGUGGCAGAACAACAACUCAUUAUAACUGAAAAAGGGGUUCAAGAGGUCAAGAAAGAAGGAAUAGUACGAUUGAGGAAAAAAAGGGGUAAAAAAGUAUUAAAGGAGGGCAAGGCAUUUUCUCAAGUCAAGAAAAAGAAAAUUGCUUUCUUACAAGAUCACCUAGUCUUAGAGAAAAAGAAAUUUAAAAAGGAAGUAAGACAUCUGGCCAGGCAAGAAGGGAAAACAGCCGAGGAAGAAAGGAAACUGAGUAAGCCAGAGAAGAAAUUAACGUGGGAAAAGGAGAAACUGAUCAAAGACAAGAAUCUGACCCAUCAACAAGAAAAAAUAGCUUGGGAAGAAAAAACACUGGCUUCCUCACAAAAGAAAUUAACCAGGGGAGAGCAGGAGUUAGUUCUAAGAGAAAAGAAAUGGACUGGAAGAGACAGGAAAGUACUAGGGGAAAGAAAGGGAGUAAUCUGGAAAGAGGGGAAAGCAAUACCAGGAAGGAGGAAGUGGGACUUGGAGGAGACUUGGCUGGCCCAAAAAGAAGGCAUAUCGGCCCAGGAAGAGGGGUUACCUAUUUGGGAGGAGAUGAAGCUGUCCCAGGAAGAAGAGAAGGCAGACGAGAGAGAGGAGGAGACUGGUGAGGGAGGGGAGGACUUGGUUUGGGAUGAGGAGGAGCCAAUCCUGGACGUAGAGAAACAAGUUGAAGAGAAAAAGAAAAAGCCCUACAAAGAGAAGAAACACAUCCCAGAGGGAAAAUGGGCCUUUAAAAAAGGCAGUUUGGCAGAGCAAGAGAUUAAAUUGACACCAGAAAAGAAGAAAUGGUCAGUAAAGGAGAAAAAAGAGGUCCAUAAAAAGAAACAAAUCCAAGAAAAGAAAGAACAAGUUGAGAAACAGGAGAAAGAAGGCCAGAAAGAAAGGCAGGCCAAGAAAGAUGAGAAAGAGGCCAAGGACAAACAAUUAGCCUGGAAAAGAAAGAAACUGGGCCUAGAAACGGAGAAAUUUGGGGAAAUGAAGGUACUGUCACAAGAAGAUAAACAGACUGAGAAAAAGGUGAAAGAAGCUUGGGAAAAGGAGCGAAGGGCCCAGAAAGAGGAGAAAGCAACCAAGAAACAGAGACAACAGGUCUGGGGGAGAAAUAAAGUAGACUUAAGAGAGGAGGGACAGGGUGAUGAGAUGGAAAAAUGGUCACAGAAAGACAAGAAACAGGCAUGGGGGAAAAGAAUGCAGGAUCAGAAAGAGGAAAGAUUGGCUGGAAAAGUGGAGAAAGAAGAAGACAAGAAACAGGCAUGGGGGGAAAGAACACGGGACCAGAAAGAGGAGGGAUUGGCUGGAAAAGUGGAAAAAGAGGAAGACAAGAAACGGGCAUGGGGGGAAAGGAUAACACGGGACCAGAAAGAGGAGAGAUUGGCUGGAAAAGUGGAGAAAGAGGAAGACAAGAAACGGGCAUGGGGGGAAAGGACACGGGACCAGAAAGAGGAGAGAUUGGCUGGAAAAGUGGAGAAAAAGGAAGACAAGAAAUGGGCAUGGGGGGAAAGGAUGCAGGACCAGAAAGAGAAGAGAUUGGCUGGAAAAGUGGAGAAAGAGGAAGACAAGAAACGGGCAUGGGGAGAAAGGAUGCGGGGCCAGAAAGAGGAGAGAUUGAAAGAGGAGAGAUUGGCUGGAAAAGUGGAGAAAGAGGAAGACAAGAAACGGGCAUGGGGGGAAAGAACACGGGACCAGAAAGAGGAGAGAUUGGCUGGAAAAGUGGAGAAAAAGGAAGACAAGAAACGGGCAUGGGGGGAAAGAACACGGGACCAGAAAGAGGAGAGAUUGGCUGGAAAAGUGGAGAAAGAGGAAGACAAGAAACGGGCAUGGGGGGAAAGAACACGGGACCAGAAAGAGGAGAGAUUGGCUGGAAAAGUGGAGAAAGAGGAAGACAAGAAACGGGCAUGGGGGGAAAGAACACGGGACCAGAAAGAGGAGAGAUUGGCUGGAAAAGUGGAGAAAGAGGAAGACAAGAAACGGGCAUGGGGGGAAAGAACACGGGACCAGAAAGAGGAGAGAUUGGCCACAGAAAAAAUGAAACUGGUCCCAGAAGUGGAGGAGAAGAGAAAGGAAAUUGGGAAAGUGUCCCCAAAAGGAGAGCAACAACUCAUGAAAAAAGAGAAAGAAGCUAAGAAAGGGGAGAAAUUGUUCGGGAGAGAUAAGAAAGUGACUGAGGAAAAUAAGCAACGGACCUAUGAAAAAGGGCAACUAGCCCUACAAGGGGAGACACGGGCCCAGGAGGAGAGAAUGUGGCAUCAGAAAAAGGCAAAAGACAGUGAGCACAAGGAACACUGGGCUUGGGGAAAAGAGAAACUGUUUCUAGACGAGGAACAAGCUGGUGAAAUGGAGGAAAAAUCUCAGGAGAAAGCAAUUAUGAAAAAAGAAGGUAAAUUGUCCCAGGAAGAGAGACAAUUGGCAUAUGACAGGACCAAGGAGACAGACGUUGCCAACGGAAAAAAGAAAAGAACCCAACAGGAGAGGAUACAGGCAAUGGGGAAACUGGUGAUGAAGAGGAGGGUUAGUUCUGAAGAGAAAGAAGCUCUUUCCUUAAAUAGUUAUUUAAGGAUGAGAGAGCAUCAGUUGCGGAGGAUCCUGGCUAAAACAGUUAGAGAAAUUAUUAGAGUACCAUUGGAAGAAAUAAAAAUACCUGAGGAAGAGAGAUCAUCCAUUAUAGGAAGGAGUGAAAUUGAUGGCAAGAGGUGGGAAAUUCUUAAGGAGCAGGAGAAAAUAACCAAAGAAAAGGAGGUGGAUCAGAAAGAGAGUAAAGUAGAAGGUGAUAGACUGGCCACAGAAGAGAGGACACUGACUGAUGAUGAGGGCUUUGAGGAAGACCAGUGGUUACUUGAGAAGGUCCAGGAAACAAUACUAUUAGAUCAAAUCCAAGUAGAAAGUGUGUUAAAUGAGAUCCAGGAGCAAAAUCUAUUAGGAGGAGAGCAGCUAAAGGAACUUCAGAAGAGAAUUGAGAAUAAAUCAGAAAAGAUUCAGGUAAAGUGGUUGUUAGAGAAUAUCAGAGAUAUACUGUUUGAGGGCUUAUCUGAGAGCUUGACUGAGCAGGAAACAGAGGAAGGUCCGACUAAGGAGGGGAAAGAGGAGGAGAGUCUGAGCAAGGAGGAGAGAACGGAGAAGAUUGAGAGAGAGGAGGAAAGGCAGGAGGAGGAGGCAGCCUUGACUAAAGAGAAGGAAGAGGUGAGCAUACUUAAGGGGGCAGUGCUCUCAGAAGAGGAGAGAGUAUUGAAAACAGAGCUCUCAAAGGAAGGAGUGAGCUCGAGGCUAGUGAAAGAAGGCAAGAUCCUUGCUGAGGAAAGGGAGGGUACAGCGAGAAGGGAAGCACCCUUUAAGAAAGAAAGAUUCCUUGAUGGAAAGAGACAUCCCACAUUUAUGGAUAAGCUUAUUUGGCCAACAGUUCCAAAGAGCCCCUUCAAAAUACCACUCCCAGUAGCCCUGGAAAAAAAAGAGGGCAUGCCCCUGAAAAUAUUAGGGGAUCGUUUGGAUUUGGAAGGACGGGAAAGUCAACUUGGAAGGGCAAGUCCAAGGGGAAGAAAAGAGGAUAGGCUCUUGGAGAAAGCCAGGGGCAUAUUUUUACAAGAAACAGGCUUAGAGACACAGAUCCCACGAGGGCUCCACAGGCCAGGACCCUGCUUACCUGGUAGUAUCAUAAAACCACAAAAACCUGAACAUAGGCUCAAAGGUGGCAGGUGGAAGUGGUUCGUGAAGUAUCGGGAUUCCUCAGCAGGGAAAAGUGAGGGUCAGGCCCCAGCUCCAGCUCCAGUCCCAGCCCCAUCCCUUACUUCUCUGCCAGCUAAAACAGAAACAAGCUUCUCAGAUGAGGACUGGGUUAACAAUGCCUUAAUAAGGCUGAAAGCAGGAGAACAGCUUUCCAGGGACAGCUUCCAUAGACUGAACCAGCUCCUCAGAGACUUCACUUCAAAGGGAUACUUGAAAUGGAUGCAUUUGUACAAUCUUAAAACCAUUGCUAAACACUUGAGGCCGAACCUAGAGGCAAGUCACACAGAUAUACCACAACCCUAUAAGGAUGUUUUGAGUCCACUGCACCUAAAAGUCAUCCCUCCAAUUAGAAGAAUAGAAAAAGAGAGCUGGCGAGAGCCAUUGCCUAGCCCUGAACCAGUGUUACCAUCAGCUACUAGGACUCAAACCCCACAAGCCGUCAAUUGGCAUCUCUUAGCUGAGUCCUACAGGAAGAAGCAGGCACAACAGUUAUCCACUGCUGUCAAGGAAAUAAAGCACAUUUGUCCAACCAGAAAGGAUGAAAAACCCCUGGCCUUGAUAUUCCAGAAGGACUUCCAGGCCUUGAGGGGGAGGGGUGAGUCCCCCAAAUUUCACAAGGCAAAGAGGAAACCACUGCCCAUUCCUGCACCAGUGUUACCAUCAACCACCAAGGAGAUUCAAGUCCCAAUGGCUAUAAAUUGGCAUCAUCUAGGAGAGCCAUACAGGAGUGCACGGGUACAGCAGUUAAUCAGUGCUCUCAGAGAGAUGGAAAUGCGACACUUUUACCCUGCCCAAAGAGACAUUUUCCAAGGUGCUCGUGCCUCUGUGGAAAAACAAACCCUAGCACUGAUGUUUCAAAAAGAUCUCAGGGCUUUUAAGGGUAAAGGCAAGCUUCCCAAGUUGCCCCAGUUAGAGAAGGUAAAGACCAACUCUAAAAGACAGGAAGACGUGCCUCUAUGGGAGACAUUCGUGGCAUUGUACCAUGUUUUGCGGAUGUUGCAGGAGCGAUAUGCGGAAGAUGGUGCUACUUGGAUGGAACAAUUCUACCAGGUCAUGGACCUGUACCAACUUAAGUCCCCUGGAAUCCAGAGGCUUCUACUAGAGUUGCUGCAGAGAAGGGAACUCCAACCCCAAGAGACCAUCUACAAAAAGGCCCUGAAAACCAAGGAGCCAGUACUUGGUGAGAGGUUAUUCUGCGGCCUGUUUUGUGGUCGUUCCCAUACUCCUGCAGGUCCCCUCAAGUUCCAGGAUGUUAUACCCCUGCCUGGGCAGAACAGAGUGCAUACUCUCCAAAAUGUGGGCAUCGCUCGGUAUGGGUUCCUAGAACUUGCCUGGAAAAGUCUGCCACAAGUUAAUCCUUCACUUAUUGAGAGGCUGCCCAACAUCCCUACUCCCACUCUCUGAUUUGGCCUAAUA
Miniopterus natalensis is the source of this 5488-nucleotide messenger RNA. The record is from RefSeq and is a predicted model, not a curated record. NCBI's taxonomy places the organism in Eukaryota, Metazoa, Chordata, Mammalia, Chiroptera, Miniopteridae.